Drosophila busckii is the source of this 2019-nucleotide messenger RNA. RefSeq names its product proteoglycan 4. The record is from RefSeq and is a predicted model, not a curated record. Bases 1 to 2019 code for a protein of 672 amino acids. NCBI's taxonomy places the organism in Eukaryota, Metazoa, Arthropoda, Insecta, Diptera, Drosophilidae. The transcript is spliced from 8 exons.
AUGCGAUUAUUUAUAUUCUGUCUGCUCGUGGCAGCAGCCGCUGGCUUCACGCUCUUUGGGCCUCACAUACGCAUUGUUCCCGGCUACAAUCCCAAUGAGAUCGUGCUCCACUUCCGCAACCCCUGCAACAACAAGACCACCUACACCACCAUCAAGCCGCCCGCCACCACGCCCUGCAAGUAUCAUCCCACUACUCCGAACUGUGAGCACACCAACCCCACCACACCACCCUGCGGACACCAGACGACAACACCACAUAACUGCGAAUACCCGACAACUCCCACGACUCCCAAGCCCACCUACAAGACAACCAUAACAACCUUGAAGACUACUCCAGGCAUAAGCACACCGACAACUCCAAUUACCACACCAGGGGUGACAACGCCUAAGCCAACUACUCCAGGAGUAACGACCCCCAACCCAACAACUCCAGGUGUGACUACUCUAAAGCCAACUACUCCGGAAUGUGACUACUCCAAAGCCAACUACUCCGGUAGUAACGACCCCCAAGCCAACAACUCCAAGCGUGACUACUCCAAGCCAACUACUCCAAGCGAGUUGAGUACUCCAAAGGCCAAACUACUCCAGGAAGUAAACACCCCCAAGCCAACAAUUCCAGGUGUGACUACUCCAAAGCCAACAACUCCAGGAGUAACGACCCCCCAAAACCGCAACCAGAUCGUCCAGGAGUUGACUACUCCUAAAUCCAACUACUCCGAGAGUUUACGACCCCCGCCACAAUUCAGGUGUGACUACCUCCUAAAAGCAAAACUACACCAAGGAGUAACGACCCCAAAGCCAACAACUCCAGGUGUGACUACUCCUAAGCCAUCUACUCCGGGAGUAACGACCCCCAAGCCAAUCAACGCCAGGUGUGACUACUCCAAAGCUAACUACUCCGGGAGUAACGACCCCCAAGCCAACAACACCAGGUGUGACUACUCUAAAGCCAACUACUCCGGUAGUAACGACCGCCAAGCCAACAACUCCAGGUGUGACUACUCCAAAGCCAACUACUCCAGGAGUAACGAGCCCCAAGCCAACAACUCCAGGUGUGACUACUCCAAGGCCAACUACUCCGGGAGUAACGACCCACAAGCCAACAACUCCAGGUAUGACUACUCCAAAGCCAACAACUCCAGGAGUAACGACCCCCAAGCCAACAACUCCAGGCGUGACUACUCCAAAGCCAACUACUCCGGGAGUAACGACCCCCAACCCAACAACUCCAGGAGUGACUACUCCAAAGCCAACUACUCCGGGAGUAACGACCCCCAAACCAACAACACCAGCCAACAACCUCCAAGCGUGACUACUCCAACCAACAACUCCAGUGUGAAACUACGUCCUAAGCCAACUACUCCAGCGAGUAACACACCCAGCCAACAAGCUCCCAAAGUUCACGACACCGUGAAUGGACAAGCACCACCCCAAAUCACCACUCCAAAAUGGACCAAGCCAACUACUCCAAAAUUCACCACCCCGAAGUGGACAAAGCCAACUACACCCAAGUUCACUACCCCGAAAUGGACAAAGCCAACUACUCCUAAGUUCACCACCCCGAAAUGGACAAAGCCCACCACUCCCAAAUUCACCACUCCAAAAUGGACCAAGCCAACUACUCCAAAAUUCACCACUCCGAAGUGGACAAAGCCAACUACGCCCAAGUUCACUACCCCAAAAUGGACAAAGCCAACUACUCCUAAGUUCACCACUCCGAAAUGGACAAAGCCUACGACUCCGGGAGUAACGACUCCCAAGCCAACAACUCCAGGUGUGACUACUCCAAAGCCAACUACCCCGGGAGUAUCGACGCCCAAGCCAACAACUCCAGGUGUAACUACCCCUAAGCCAACAACUCCGGGAGUAACGACCCCCAAGCCAACAACUCCAGGUGUGACUACCCCAAAGCCUACUACUCCAGGAGUUACGACCCCCAAGCCAACAACUCCAGGUGUGACUACUCCAAAGCCAACAACCCAGUUUGACUAUCCUAAGCCAAACUACUCCAGAGUUUAA